Mugil cephalus (flathead mullet) is the source of this 1710-nucleotide messenger RNA. RefSeq lists its product as uncharacterized. The record is from RefSeq and is a predicted model, not a curated record. The transcript is spliced from 5 exons. Lineage: Eukaryota; Metazoa; Chordata; Actinopteri; Mugiliformes; Mugilidae. The coding region runs from base 447 to 1106 and encodes 219 amino acids.
CCAUGAAUACUAAUGCCACAUUUCGGGUCUUUGUCUGCUGUGGAAAUCAUCUCGGGACGGGGACCCCUGCGGUCUCCAGGGUAACCAGAGUCCAGCUCAGGCAUCCGGAGCGUUAACCAGGCGGCCUGGGAGCCAUUAAUGAGGCGGCAGAGGAGACAGGCUGUAGUUUUAUUAUACGUGUUCUCCUCUGUACAUGGGCGAGAGAGAACCAGUUUAAAAUCAAUCAGCUGCCGGUACCAGUCCCUUUGCACCAGAGCCACAGCGACGCCAUGCGUCCUGGUCCCGGAGAGGGGCGUGGACGCGCGUCCUUUUACGCGCAGGCGGCGCGUUUACCGAGCGGAGCGGAGUUUGACUUCCAGAGCGCAUGUGGGACCGUCACCGCGUCCGGGACGGAGCGAAGCGAUGAAGAGGAGCCGUCGUAGGGCCGAUCUCCGUUCCCCUCCACGAUGGUGUCCGGCUCAGUGUCCGGGUUUCUGAAGGGAGCGAUGGCAGCUCACACGGAAGACAUGUCCACGGCCGCGAGUCCAACCGUCCCCUCGGCUCAGCUGACAUCGGACCAACUCACGGUGGUCGCCGCGUCCUUCUCUUCUCUGGUUUUCUUUGUGGUGAUCGUCGUGCUGCUGUCCAUCAUUUACCGCAGGGAUCCUCAGUGCUGCAAGCAGCGCUCCUACCAGGACACGCAGGCAGAUAUGGAGGCUCCGCGUCAGUACUACAGCAGCAGGCAGACGCUGGUGGGAUCUCCGUGUCUGGACCAGAUCCCUGAGGACGUCAGCGUGCAGCCCGGCGGUCGCCUGUUCCUGGUCGGCCUGCCCUCCAGCUACAGCCUCCCCUCCCUGGACGCCCCGAUGCCGAGGCUCCCGUCCUACGAGAGCGUCCGCAAGAAGGACCGGCAGCGGCAGAUCCACAUGAUGAUCGCAGACCGUUUCGGCCUCAACGGCCCCUUUGUGACCGAGCCUCCUCCGUCGUACGAAGAGAGCGUCCGUCAGUCUGCAGAGCUUCCCUACGACUUCCUGUCCCCCGGCGUGGACGUGUCCUCCCCUCAGAGUCUCUACAGCCGCUCGGCUCAGACGGACUCGUCUCGUCCCGUCACUUUUCCACCCAUGUGAUCCAGCUCAGGUCCUCGGGCCUGAUCCAGUGAAUGUGAAAGACUGGACGCUUUUAUUUUUAAUUCUUUUUUUUUUUGCAAACUGAUACCUCAAGACGUUGAGUUUUAGUUGAGGAACUGUUUCAUGCACCGUCCAGACAUGUGAAUGUUGGUCAGAGAGACUCUGGAGGCUCGUGAGCGAAGGUGGCUGGUUCAUCUUGAAGAGGAUGGGAACUCAUCGAAAGAGGGAACCAGUCCUGACUCUGUUCACCGCAGGGAUGUGGGUUUUUAGUUCGGGUUUAAUUAAUCAGAUCUGUCUGACGAGAGGCUGCGUCCGUCUGUUUGCAUGUGGAGAAUAAAAGCAGAGAAUAAAAGGAGAGAAUAAAAGGAGAGAAUAAAAGCAGAGAAUAAAAGGAGAGUGCCUUUCAUCAAGUUAUAAGAAGACUUUUAUCACAAAAAACCAAAUGUUUUAGGGUUCAUCUCUUUUUAUUUUGACUUCUUUCCUGUCACUUGUACAUGUUUUUGUCGUUUAUGUCGUCUUGUAUUUAUUGGAGGAAAAAAAAGAGGAGCGACUACAUGUGAUUUAUCUGCAGGAACAAAUGGAAUAAAUACGUUUUGUUGCUUUG